GUUCGCUUGUGGUUUGCAGCGUGCCCUGGCGUUGCGAACCACCGCGGGCAUACCCAGCAGCAGUUGGUGCAGGUGCGCAGCGGCGACUUCGUUACGCAGAGCCACCACCUCGCGGACCAGGUGGCACCUUCAGGCAGGAGGCCCAGGCGAGGAUGACAAGUGA
Messenger RNA from Prorocentrum cordatum, 163 nucleotides. The record is from the annotation of a GenBank genome assembly. NCBI's taxonomy places the organism in Eukaryota, Dinophyceae, Prorocentrales, Prorocentraceae.